Messenger RNA from Scophthalmus maximus (turbot), 7624 nucleotides. RefSeq names its product inositol polyphosphate-4-phosphatase type I Ab (gene inpp4ab). The transcript has 27 exons. Bases 380 to 3436 code for a protein of 1018 amino acids. The record is from RefSeq and is a predicted model, not a curated record. Gene Ontology annotation, molecular function: phosphatidylinositol-3,4-bisphosphate 4-phosphatase activity. Gene Ontology annotation, cellular component: cytoplasm. Lineage: Eukaryota; Metazoa; Chordata; Actinopteri; Pleuronectiformes; Scophthalmidae.
GCUGGGGGCGUGGUUAGCGGAUGUAGCCGCUGAGGCUGCGGGCGGAGAGAAGCGGUGAGAAACAGUGCGGCAGACUGAGGACGACCUCCUCAAUAACAGUUGUUGUUUUCGUUUUGUCAAGAUAGACGGACACUCAUCACUGCACGCACCGAAAUUGGCUGAGAACUGUGUGCUGCCCUGUUGGAAAGAUCACCGAACCUGAGCCAGGUUCACUUCCUCUUCUUCUCCUUGAUCCCAUUCAGAGACCAUAGGUGAACAGCUUUCUGAAGCAGCGGUGGAGCUACGCAUAAACAGGGGCACAUCACAUGGGAGUGUGUGAACGCGCGCGUGAGGGUGUGUGUUCAGGCGCCCCGCUGUCGCCCGCUCGUCCCAGACAGGCAUGGCGGGGGGCAGAGAGCGCGGCUCCCGGACACAGAGGCCGUGGUCGGUGUACCGGGCCAACACAUUCGAGCUGUCUGACGAGAUGAUCGGCCUGGCACUAGCAGGAAAUAGUCAGGACCCAGAUGCACCUGUCCUGGAGUUCAGUGUGGCCUGCACAGACCUGGUGACUCCUGCUUUGGAUCGAAAACCCAACAGCUUUGUAGCGGUGAGCUGCACAACGCCACCGCAGGCCUUCUGGACCAAACAUGCCCAGACUGAGAUCAUAGAGGGAACCAGUAACCCCAUCUUCCUCAGUAGCGUUGCCUUCUUCCAGGAGUCCAACUUCAACCAGCAGACGCAGGUGAAACUGUCCGUCUACGACGUCAAGGACCGGUCGCAGGGCACGAUGUACAUGUUGGGCUCAGCACUUUUUCCUGUAAAGGAGUUGUUGCAGGAGAAGAGCCACAGAUUACAGCUGGAACUGAGAUCCGCAGAGAACGAGCGGGUGGGGAACAUCACCAUAGCGGCGUGGCAGAUGGAGGACAGAGCAGACCAGAGGAUGCCGGUCAGCCGCCUGCCGGACAGCAUCAAUGGCCGGACGAUGCUGCCUGUUGACGAGAGCCUCACGGAGUCGAUGGGAGUACGAAUCAAAUACGCCUCGCUAUGCAAAGACACCCUGCUGCGCUCAGUGUUCGGAGGCACAAUGUCCAGAAUGUACCGCUUCCCCACGACUGACGGGAACCACCUUCGUGUGCUGGAGCAGAUGGCUGAGAGUGUCCUGUCGCUCAACAUUCCCAGACAGUUUGUCAAACUGCUGCUGGAGGAGGACGCGGCCAGGGUCUGUGAGCUGGAGGAGCUGGGAGAGUUGUCCCCCUGCUGGGAGAAUCUGCGGCGACAGAUCGUCUCCCAGUACCAAACCAUAAUACUCGCAUACCAGGAAACACUGUCUGACCUCAAUGACUACAGAGGUCCGUCAUUCAAAGCCAGUAACCUGAAGGCAGAGAGGAAGCUGGAGUUCAUGCCAACCAACCUACAUGUUCAGAGGAUGAGGGUGCAGGACGAGCUUGGUUUCGAACACACGUAUGAUGUGAUAACAAUUGGCGCUCCAGCCGCUCACUGCCAGGGUUUUAAAAACAACGGUCUGAGGAAACUCAUCCAGAAGUUUGAGGAGGCAAAGAAACACGUAUAUGAGGAGGGAUGCAGUGCCCUCUCCAGCUCGCAGUCCAUCGUCUACAUACCCCAGGAUAUCGUCCGUGCCAAAGAGAUCAUUGCACACAUCAACACGCUGAAAACUCAGGUCAGCUACUACGCCGAGAGGCUCUCCCGGGCCGCCAAGGACCGAUCGGCCAGCGGACUGGAGCGGACGCUCGCUAUUCUGGCUGAUAAGACUCGUCAGCUGGUCACAGUGUGCGACUGCAAGCUGCUGGCUUCAGCUAUCCAGGCCCUGAACGCAGCGCGGCCCGAGUACAUUGCCUCCAAAGCGUCUCCAUCCGCCGACUCAGAGCAAGUAGUCCUGCGUAACGACCAGGACACGCUGCUCGCCAAGUGGAGCGGGCGCAAUAGCCGCUCCUCGCUACAUGUAGACUGGCAUGAAGAGGAAUGGGAGAAAGUUUGGGUAAAUGUGGAUAAAUCGCUUGAGUGCAUCAUCCAGCGUGUUGACAAGCUGCUUCAGAAGGAGAGGAGGCCCAGUGAUGCCAGUCAGGACAGCACCCAGAGCGACCUGCGGGGCAGCAUCAGUAAGAAAGACCGUGACGGAAAGAGACGAGCUUUCUGGAUAAACCCAGGAAAUGUGUCGCAGAACUCUCCAUCAUUACCAUCAUCAUCAUCAUCAUCACCCCCACCUCCACAUUCAUCAUCACCUCCACCACCAUGCUCUACCUCUCUGCCUGCCCUCUCCUCUGCACUUCCUCCCUGCCCUGAACAGGAGUCCUAUGGAAGCCCCAGUGCUGAGGAGUCGUACCAAGGCGAGUGGAGUGAGGCGCUCUACCCUCUCCUCACCACGCUCACAGAGUGUGUCGCCAUGAUGAGCGACAAGGCCAAGAAGUCCAUGGUCUUCCUGCUGAUGCAGGACAGCGCCCCGACGAUAGCCAUGGACCUGUCGCUGCAGUACCGCCGCGAUGUUGUUUUCUGCCAGACGCUCACCGCUCUCAUCUGCGGCUUCAUCAUCAAACUGAGGAACUGUCUCCGAGACAACGGAUUCCUCCGACAGCUCUACACCAUCGGCCUCCUCGCUCAGUUUGAGUCGCUACUCAGCACCUACGGAGAGGAGCUGGCCAUGUUGGAGGACAUGAGCGUCGGCAUCAUGGAUCUGCGUAACGUCACAUUCAAGGUGACUCAGGCCACCGGCAGCUCGGUGCCCGACAUGCUGCCAAUCAUCACCGGGAACCGGGACGGUUUCAAUGUCCGCAUCCCGCUGCCGGGAACCAUGUUCGACGCUCUGCCGCGGGAGAUCCAGAGUGGCAUGCUGCUGAGGGUGCAGCCAGUGCACUUCAACGUCGGCAUCAACGAGCAACAGACGCUGGCAGAGAAGUUUGGAGACACAUCCCUGCAGGAGAUCAUAAACCUGGAGAGUCUGUCCAGGUUAAAUUCAUACUACGAACAGUUCAAAGAAGUCCUGCCCGAGGACUGCCUCCCGAGGUCUCGUUCUCAGACUUGUCUCCCCGAGCUGCUGCGGUUUCUGGGGCAGAAUGUCCACGCCAGGAAAAACAAGAACGUGGACGUCCUCUGGCAGGCUGCCGAGAUUUGUCGCCGGCUGAACGGCGUUCGUUUCACCAGCUGCAAGAGUGCCAAAGACCGCACAGCCAUGUCGGUGACCCUGGAGCAGUGCCUGAUCAUGCAGCACGAGCACGGCAUGGCGCCGCAGGUCUUCACGCAGGCUCUCGACUGCAUGCGCAGCAUUGGGACGAGGGAGGGGGUGAUCCAGAAGAAUCUGAGCGGCUUGCUGCCGGUGCGCGACUUCCGGCUGGACCCCAGCCUCCUGUACUCGCUGCCCUUGCUGGCCCUCAGCCCCAACCUGCUGGUGGUGUGGAUCUUCCUCAGCGUGGCCUAUUUCCUGGCAAAACUCCGCUGCAGCUGAACGGCCACAGCUAGCUGACCACCCAAAAGCAAAACGUAACGCACGUCCAACGUUAAUGAGGAUGGUUAUGGUAUACUCCACACUUGACUCCCGAGGGAGUUUACAAAAACAGUGCCACUGUCCUGUGAGUGUGUAAUUCAUGCACAUCAAUACUGUGCAAUAUGUACACACUGUCCCACCUUGACUAAGGGCUUGACGCAAGUUAUCCCCCAUCGAGGGCCACGCCCUGCCCUUUUUUUUUAAUUUUGUUUGUUUUCUGUAAACCUUUUUUUUAAAAUUCCAAACAUGGUUUGGCGAGGCUGUAAGGCGUAUAGAUAUAAUGAUUUACUUUGUGCAGCUCAAAACUUUCCAUAAACAUGUCAUCGAGACUAUGUCCACACUAAGCUGGCUAAACGUAAAAACUUAACAGGAAAUCUGUAAAAUCGUCAUUCUCCUACUGCUCAUAUCACUUCCUCUGUAUUUUAAUACAGUUGAAACAAGCAUGGAGUCGGUUUGUUUUCAUAUUUUUAUCCUCCUCCGUCAGUGGUGGAAAGUAACAUACUGAAUUUUUUUUUGUUGUAAGUUUCUUAGUAGCUUAAGUUUAAGUAAUUUAAGAUUAAUACGUUUAUCUCAUCAAUCAAAUCCCUCUUUUAUGAUUCCAAAGCUUCGUGACGAAAUAUAAGUGAAAAACAGGAUAAGAUUGUAUUCCUUAAGAUUUCAUGUCUUGUGAAACGACUGUGGCUCAAACAAUAUCUUCUCAACUCUACUGGGGACCGAGCAGGCAAAGAGUACAUCACAUUUUUUUUUUCAAAAACAUAUUUAUUCCCAUUUACAAAAACCUCAAGUUUGCGUAUUUUUGUUGUUGUUAUGGAUGCAUACGCUGUUCAAGAAAGACAGAGAUACGACCCUAACCCUUACCAGAUUCUGCCAGCUUAGUGUGAACAUAGUCUGAGUCGUUAAGUGUGAAUAAUCUCAGAUAUGAAGUAACACUGUGGCCGAGCUAAUAGCUGGACUUGCACAUCCCGCCAGCCGUCAUUAUGCGUCUGCUAGUGAACACAGACCAACCGUUUCAGACAUGAAAAACAGUCUGGAUGAUCGUAACAGACAGUGUCCAGGAUCCCUGGAAAGACGUCAGGCCUUGGGAAGACUUCACUGAAGACUGAUCUUCACUGACGUUUGCAGAUCCUCCUAUUUGUUGUUGCACAGCGCCCUCUAAAGAACAGAUGUGAGAAGUCCACCAUACAUGAUCUCUUUGGCCGUCAGCGAGUGCUCUGCCUUAUUCUCCAUCGUUGUAACAUGAAACGCUCAAAACAGAGAAAAGCAAAGUGACAGUGUGUAUAUCCGAAAGUAAGGCCGGAAAUUACCUCAGAGUUGUGAAUAUGUUUGGAAAAAAUAAGCAGAGUAUACAUAUAUUUAUUGAGUUAUUGUUGAUAGUAGCUAUGCUGAUGAAAAUGAUGUCUAUUAUAUGAUUUAAGCUUUGCACAAACAGCUGGCUAAUUUCAUUUCUGCAAUACAUUUAGCUUGUUUGACAUAUCUUUGUCUUCCAUGUGUAUGUGCACUUACCAUGCAAGCUAAAAACGGAGGAAACAGGAGAUAUUAUUUGAUAUAUCUCGGUAUAUCUCUAUUCUGCAGUAUUAGCUCAUUGUAUUUCUUUAGGUCUUCCUGGUUUUCUAGACAGUCGAAGGCGUUUCUUUGCUUCCACUUCAGCCAGCAGAUUUGGGUCCGUUAUUACUCGUCACUAAUUUAUUUUGGCAAAAAAUAUUCCAGCUCAAGCCUUUAUUUUGGAACGCAGUGUCAGGAACGGAAGGAUCAUUUUUUAAAUAUUUAACAAUCUAGGUAAUUGUCAACUGACUUUAUAUGAGUUAUUUAAGUUGUAGCAGAAACAGACAAAUUCCCCUCUUCAGCUCUAUAUCUUCAUUCACUGUAGUCAUUUCAAGUCAAAUAUUAGUGUGCCCGGGAAAAAAACGUUAUUUGUGUGAACCUGCAUGUUCAGAUUAAUAUGUAAGUAUGUAAGAAAGAAUACUAUUUGACCUCCUCAUGGGAAGUCGGCAAGAAAAAAAGACAGUGAAUCCAAUGAAAAAAGAAGGUUCCCACAAUCGAGGAAAAAGCGUCACAGGACAAACAAGUAUUUUACAUUGUCCGUAAAAUUAAUUCACAAGUCUAUAUCUGUGAUAACUUGAUUUGUACACUUUAAUAGUUUUGCUUUUAGAAGUUCACAAGUUUAAAGUGAGUCAUCACAUGUUUCGAACGUACGACUAAAUAUGCACGUGGGCUGUUUCGGCCUGUGCUGUUGUUUAUGGGUUCGGUUUCUUUUGUGAAUGCAGUGGCAUGUUUUAAUGUAUAUACGCACUUUAAUUGGCCAGUUUGCCUCAUCGGAUUCAGGGAACCAGUAAUUCGACCCACAUCUUCUCUUCCGCUUUCAUGCUAAUUCCGGGAAGAUUAGCUCUGUAUUGACAAAGUUGAAUGUUUGUGUUUUUUUUCAGGAGGCAGUUUGUGAUUGGCUCACGUUUGGAAUGUAAUGGCAGUAAGAUAAUAGGGCGGAUGUGUUUGAUUUAUGGAGUGUAGUACUGUUCCUACACCCUUUAGAGCAUUUAUCUGUACCCGAUUACAUCCAUCAAGAUUUUGACUUUGUCUGUUGUAACUACAGUCAUACACAAAUCAAAAAACGGGUACGUAUUUCAGCUAUUACAGUUAAAAUUAGCUUUACAGAAUUGAGUUGUGUAACACAUUUUAUGAGAUUGAUGAUGUGAGUCGGUCACUUUGUUCGUAGUUGAGCUAUAAGAUGAGUGAAUGAGGAAUGUAUUGCUGUUUGUGCCAAAUGCUUCAGUCAGGUUUUUAUCGGGUGAAUUCAGCAUUUGUGAGUUAAAAUACAUGACAUGUAAUUAUCUGAAUCCAGUCCACUUCCAGAUUAGUUUGUGCUUCCUAGGAAUUAAUGAAAAAUUUAAACGUUUUGUCCAUAGAAUACCCAUAAACAGUAAAAGAAAUAUUAUUCCCCUGAGUCUCCGUCUCAUUAAGAUCGACCCAGUAAGGAAAUGGAUCAGACCAAAAAUAACCUCCUUUGGGAGUUUACCAUGCUCUGGAUGACUCCUAAGACCUCAGACUUUCCAGUGAACAGAAUAGCAACAAUUAAUGUAUUUACAAAGCUAACAGGUUUACUGGCUGCAGCGUCUGAUUGAGCUCUCAAAUAUGGACAUAUUAAUAUUUGUCACGGCGACGAAACAAAGAAACUUAUUUCCCAACCUGUCACACCAUUCGUUUUUUAAAGUAGUAGUAUAUAUGUGCCGACACUUUUUUAGAGCUACCUCUGUGAGAGAAAAGUUACAGCAUGCAGAAUGUUGUUUAAUUUAAAAUAUGUAUCCAUCUAAUAAAUAUGCAUAAUCAUAUUGAGCAGCAGGGAUGCGAGGAAAGGGUGGUUGUUUUAUAAGGCCCCGUGAGAUAUUAUUGUCAAUAGCUGAUACACUUCUGAAUAAUUACCCAUAAUUAUGUGUAAUUAUACUGAAGUGCUUCCUAAACUUUUCCAAUUGUUUUUUUUUAUUCUUACAAAUCCAAAUGUAUCAGAAUAUAUUUGUACCGCUGUACAUAAAUUGUAUUCAAAUGCUUAUAUUGCUAAAUGCUAACGUUUGCAACAAAUGUUUGUGUGUGUAUGUAUAUAUAUAUAUAUAUAUAUAUAUAUAAAAUAUGUGAUUACUAUGUUUGUGCCAUAUGGAUCAUACUUUCGUCACUUUAUAUCACAGCUAAAUAUGUCUGUGUAAUUACUUUCAUAUGCAUAUGUAUAUGUCUUUGUUCAUCACGAGUAUUAACUGUUAAUUUAAUAACUUCUCAUACUUAACUGUUUACAUACUAACAGUUUGCAUGCACUUUCAAACUGCUGAACCGUCCUGUUAGAACUGAAAUGUUUUGUGAAAAGAUCAUUUGUAACAUGAAAAUGUAUUAUCUUAACAUCCAACCGCAAACUGUUAUGUUAAAAGGAAGUUAUUACAUUAACAAUUAUCACUUUCCCUUUAGUUCUGAUCAUUUUUUAAACAUUUAGAUUGUUUUGUUCACUCCUAUGAAUUAAAGUUAGCAGUUUAAUAUCAAAAGCUUUUAGCCUCCUCGCUGUGCCCCACGCUACACGUUGCACUAGAUGUACCACAAACCCAAGAUGACCUCCAGUCAGCCACUGUCAUCCCCUAAUAAAUGUUUUCUGCCUCCACCUGCAGAACAAAAACA